GCUGCGUGCGGGCGGCUCGGCGGUGGACGCCGCCAUUGCGACGCUGCUGUGUAAUGGUGUGCUGAGCAUGCAGAGCAUGGGCGUCGGCGGCGGCUUCUUCAUGACCGUCUACUCAAGAGAGAAACAAGAGGCGGUCGUCAUCGACGCUCGCGAAGAGGCACCAGGUGGAGCCACCGAGGAUAUGUUCAAGGGCGAUUCGGACGCGUCGCAAUUCGGUGGCCUAGCCGUCGCUGUUCCCGGGGAGCUGCGCGGUUACCGGGUCGCGCAUGAUCGAUACGGAAAACUUCCUUGGAAGGAUCUCAUAAUGCCGACCGUGCGGCUGUGCCGGAAGGGAUUUCUCCUCAAGAACUGUCCGGGCUGUCUCGCCAGGAAGAUUCAGAUCAAGGCCGACCUGAUCAUGCAGCAGGAGAGCAUGAGGGACCUCCUCGUGAACCCGCGCACGGGCAAGCUGUACCGCGCGGGAGAGGUGAUGCGUGUGCCGCGGCUCGCUGACACGCUCGAGGCGAUCGCGCUCAACGGCAGCGACGCCAUCUUCUACGACGGGGAGAUCGGCGAGAAGCUCGUCGCCGACGUCAACAAGUUCGGUGGCAACAUGAGCAUGGACGACCUGCGGCGCUACGAGGUCAAGGUUCGCGAUGCGAUCAGCGUGAAGAUGCAGCGAGACGGCGACGUCCUGCACUCGGUGCCGCCCCCUGGUGGCGGCGCCGUGCUCCUGCUCGCGACGGCCAUUCUCGACGGGUAUAAGUUCGACUCGGGCAGCAUUGCUACGGACGACGUCACGCAGCUGACGUACCAUCGCGUUGCCGAGGCGUUCAAGUUCGGCUACGCUCACAGACUCCUGCUCGGAGACCCGGCAUACGUCAACAUGACUCAGCUGGUGAACAACGUGACUUCGAGCGAUUACGCGGCGGGUCUGCGGGCGCGCAUCACAGAUGGCAGCACCCACGACCCGGAGUACUAUGGCGUGAAGACGGGCGGCGGGGACGACCACGGCACGUCUGACGUCGCCGUUGUCGCGAGCAACGGCGACGCCGUGUCCGUCACUAGCACCAUCAACACGCUGUUCGGCGCGAUGCGAAGGUCGCCAUCUACUGGCGUGAUCCUGAACAACGAGAUGGACGACUUCUCGUCGCCGAACUCGACCAACUUCUUCGACCUCCCGCCGUCGCCGUCCAACUUCAUCCGGCCGGGCGCGCGACCCGUAUCGUCGAUGUGCCCGGCGAUACUCGUCGAUCGCCAUGGCGACGUGAGACUCGUCGUCGGCGCCUCGGGAGGGUCGCUGAUCCCCUCCGCGACGACCUGGGCGUUCGCACACAACCACUGGUUCGAGCAGCCGCUCAACGUUGCCAUAGAUACGAAGAGGCUGCAUCAUCAGCUGAUACCUAAUGAGCUGACAUAUGAGGCAGGAUUCAGUAAGAGCAUCCUGCGUGGACUCGCCACCAGGGGGCACCAGCUGCGCGAGUUCUCCGUCGGCGACUCGGUAGUGCAAGCGAUCGAGGUUUUGCGCUCGAACGAACAACGCUCGCUGCUCGCCUGCUCCGACUGGCGCAAGGGAGGUCUGCCGGACGGGUACUGAGCGCGGGGGCCGGAUAUCCUGAUGACCACCGUCCAAUGUUGGCUGCGCCCGGCUCUCGGUCCAUCUGUCUCCCGCGGUGGGGGGUGGGAUGUGCGCGGGGGAGUGGUGGAGUGCGUGUGGUCACUCGCGUCCCUAUCAUUGUUCCCUGCUCCUGUUUAUGUUCACUUAACUCUGAUGUUCCCUCCACCUGCAUAGGUUCACUCCACACUCCACUCUGUUGUUCCUUCCCUCCUGCAUAGGUUCACUCCACACUCCACUCUGUUGUUCCUUCCCUCCUGCAUAGGUUCACGCCACUCUCAUUCAUUUGUUCCAUCCCGACUCGCAAUGCCCCCUGGUGUGACGCAUCAAUAUUGGCACAUCACUGUUUACAUUGUCGUGCACAGUGUAAUGUGUAAUGUGUAAGUGUUUUAUAUCUGCGCGAAAGAGAAAACUCGUUGUUGGGAUGUAGUUUUAACUAAUCUGUAUAGAUUGUAUAACCGUAAUUUGUAUAAAUCGUAUAAAAUAUUAAUUUAUAUAAACCGUGAAAUGUUACGAAUUUGGCAUUUAUAUGAUAUAUAUAUAUAUACCAUUUAAUGCUGUUCUGUUGUAUAUAUCGAUUGAUAUUAAAAAUGCCACCACAAUGUUUAUAACAAAAAAUGUU
Messenger RNA from Priapulus caudatus, 2216 nucleotides. Its product is annotated as gamma-glutamyltranspeptidase 1-like. The transcript has 10 exons. Bases 68 to 1576 code for a protein of 502 amino acids. Gene Ontology annotation, cellular component: plasma membrane. The record is from RefSeq and is a predicted model, not a curated record. Gene Ontology annotation, molecular function: glutathione gamma-glutamate hydrolase. NCBI's taxonomy places the organism in Eukaryota, Metazoa, Priapulida, Priapulimorpha, Priapulimorphida, Priapulidae. Gene Ontology annotation, biological process: glutathione catabolic process.